AUGAUCAGAUGGACUGCUGGAGGGAGUAAGGCCGCCUCUGCCUCGUCCUGCUCCGGGGCCGGGCUGGGGGCUCGUUCCGGUCGCGGGGCCGGCUCCAGACUGAGGUCCUCGACGACGACGCCCCCCCCCCCAUCUCUUCUGCCACUCCUGGUCACGCUGCUGUUUCUGUCCUCCUCCCUGCCCGGCGCGGCAUGCCACCAGCUCCGCAGAGACAGACUGAGGCUCGCUAGCCCGCGGACUCUCAGGGUCCCGCUGAACAUUUCUGAGGCUGAGGUCGUCUCCAGGCCCAGGGCCACCGGGGGCCCCCUGGGUCGGACCGGGGGGGCGCAGGGUAGGCACGUGCGCAGCUACAACCACCUCCAAGGGGACAUGCGGAGGAGGAAGCUGUUCUCCUUCCAGAAGUUUUUCCUGAGGAUCGACAAGAACGGAAAGGUCAACGGAACCAAGAGCAAGGAUGACCCCCUCAGUAUUCUGGAAAUCACAUCGGUGGACGUGGGAGUGGUGGCCAUCAAAGGGCUGAACAGCAACCACUAUCUGGCCAUCAGCAGGAGGGGAGAGCUGUACGGAGCGAGAGAGUUCGGCGUCGACUGCACCCUGAAGGAGCGGAUCGAGGAGAACGGCUACAACACGUACGCGUCGGCUGAGUGGAGGAACAAGAAGCGUCAGAUGUUCGUGGGCCUGAACGUCCACGGGAAGCCGCUGAGGGGGAAGAAGACGCGCAGGAAGAACACGGCCACCCACUUCCUCCCGAUCAUGGCGUGA
This is a messenger RNA of Cyclopterus lumpus (lumpfish), 762 nucleotides long. RefSeq names its product fibroblast growth factor 10-like. NCBI's taxonomy places the organism in Eukaryota, Metazoa, Chordata, Actinopteri, Perciformes, Cyclopteridae. The record is from RefSeq and is a predicted model, not a curated record. Gene Ontology annotation, cellular component: cytoplasm. Gene Ontology annotation, biological process: positive regulation of canonical Wnt signaling pathway; limb development; positive regulation of epithelial cell migration. Gene Ontology annotation, molecular function: chemoattractant activity; type 2 fibroblast growth factor receptor binding; growth factor activity.